Molecule: messenger RNA, 1362 nt
Organism: Juglans microcarpa x Juglans regia
Lineage: Eukaryota; Viridiplantae; Streptophyta; Magnoliopsida; Fagales; Juglandaceae
Product: mitogen-activated protein kinase kinase 10-like
Exons: 1
Coding region: 138-1130 (330 amino acids)
Biological process (GO): protein phosphorylation
Cellular component (GO): cytoplasm
Molecular function (GO): ATP binding; protein serine/threonine kinase activity
Source: RefSeq, a predicted model, not a curated record
GCCACUUGUUAGCUCGUCGAUAUGCUUGUUUCCUUACACACUCCCUAAUCCCAUGUAUUAAUACUCUUCACAUUGACUUUUGCUUAAUUCUCCUUAACGCAUAUACACAGAGUGGAGAAGUAAAUUAAUUAAACGUAAUGAAAUUAGUGAGAGAGAGAAGGCAUCGACAUGCAUUAAGGCUAUCCUUACCACCACCAAAUUCAGCAGCUGAGUUCCGACGCCAGACUCAUGACUUUCCGACGUUCUUGCCAAGCCCUUCAUGUUGGCCUGACUCCUCGGGCAUAAAAAACCUAUUUGAUCUUGAGAAAAUGGCCGUUCUUGGACAUGGCAGUAGUGGCACGGUCUAUAAAGUUUUUAACAAGAAAAUCAAAUCGAUUUUUGCGUUGAAAGUGCUUCAGGUCGACCAAAAUGUUGUUAGCAUUCACCGACAAACUGCACGCGAGGCCGAGAUCCUCAAACGAGUUGACUCUGAAUAUAUAGUAAGGUGUCAUGGAGUUUUUGAUAAUGGUUUCACAGAAACUAAUGGUGGUGGAGGUGGUCUUUGCUUUGUCAUGGAGUACAUGGAAGGAGGCUCGCUACAAGAUGUGUUGCGAGCACAUUGGAGACUACCGGAGCAUGUAAUCUCCGGCGUGUCCAGGCGUGUCCUGGAAGGAUUGCACUAUUUGCAUGGCAUGCAGAUAGUGCAUAGGGACAUAAAGCCAUCAAAUCUACUUUUGAAUGAUAUGGGAGAGGUAAAGAUAGCAGACUUUGGGGUUAGCCAUGUCGUGGCGGGGACGCGAGAGACAUUGGACUCAAACAUGGGGACAUUCGCAUACAUGAGUCCAGAAAGAUUUGACCCAGAGAGGUGGGGUGGUGAUAUUAAUGCAGACGGGUUUGCCGGGGACGUGUGGUCACUUGGGGUGGUGGUGCUGGAAUGCUAUGUUGGUCAUUUUCCAUUAAUUUCUGCGAAGCAACAACUAGAUUGGGCAUCAUUAAUGUGUGCAAUUUGCUUCGAGGAGAGGCCGGAGAUGCCCGAGACGGCCUCACCAGAGUUUCGAAGCUUUGUUCAGAGGUGUCUAGAGAAGGACUGGAGGAACAGAGGAACAGUGACUGAGCUUCUUGGCCAUCCUUUUGUGAAGAAACGUACUUGAGCAAUUCUAUGGAGAUGGCUGGUUAAUUGAUUGAUUACCAGAAAUUGCUAGCUUUUGUUUUCUUUUCAUUUUCACCUCACACUAGAAGAUUUUAUUUAUCAGAUUUUAUGAUAAUUCUUUUAAAUAAUCUUACUUAAUUUCUGUUUGCAUGGUCUGGGGGAUAUAUAACUCAUGAUGCUAUAGCAUUUUUUGGAUGAAAACUGGACCUUGAAAAUAUGCUAAAAUAAUUGUU